Messenger RNA from Indicator indicator, 879 nucleotides. RefSeq names its product secreted frizzled related protein 2 (gene SFRP2). Bases 1 to 879 code for a protein of 292 amino acids. The record is from RefSeq and is a predicted model, not a curated record. Gene Ontology annotation, biological process: negative regulation of canonical Wnt signaling pathway; non-canonical Wnt signaling pathway; canonical Wnt signaling pathway. Gene Ontology annotation, molecular function: Wnt-protein binding. The transcript is spliced from 3 exons. NCBI's taxonomy places the organism in Eukaryota, Metazoa, Chordata, Aves, Piciformes, Indicatoridae.
AUGCAGCGCCGCCUCUGCGCCCUGCUCCUACUGGCGUCCCACUGCUUGGGCUCGGCCGCCGGGCUCUUCCCCUUCGGGGAGCCCGACUUCUCCUACAAGCGCUCCAACUGCAAGCCCAUCCCCGCCCCGAUGCUGCUGUGCCGGGGCAUCGAGUAUCAGAGCAUGCGGCUGCCCAACCUGCUGGGGCAUGAGACCGUGCAGGAGGUGCUGGAGCAGGCCUCCACUUGGAUCCCGCUGGUGCAGAAGCAGUGCCACCCAGACACCAGGAAGUUCCUCUGCUCCCUCUUUGCCCCUGUCUGCAUCGACGACCUGGACGAGAUCAUUCAGCCCUGCCACUCGCUCUGCGAGGAGGUGAAGGAGAGCUGCGCCCCGGUGAUGUCCGCUUUCGGCUUCCCCUGGCCUGAUAUGCUGGACUGCAGCCGCUUCCCCAAAGACAAUGACCUCUGCAUCCCGCUGGCCAGCAGCGACCACAUCCUCCCCGUCACCAGGGAAGCACCCAAAGUCUGCGAUGCCUGCAAAAACAAAAAUGAAGACGAUAACGACAUUGUGGAAAACCUCUGCAAAAAUGACUUUGCCUUGAAGAUAAAAGUGAAGGAGAUUGCCUACAUCAAUGGGGAUACCAAGAUCACCCCCGAAACAAAGAGCAAAACCAUCUACAAGCUGAAUGGCUUGACAGAAAGGGAUCUGAGGAAGAUUGUGCUCUGGCUCAAAGGUGGCCUCCAGUGUACCUGCGACGAGAUGAACGACAUCAAUGUCCCCUACUUGGUGAUGGGGCAAAAGCAAGCUGGGGAACUGGUUAUCACCUCUCUGAAGCGGUGGCAGAAAGGGCAGCGGGCUUUCAAGCGGUUCUCCCGCAGCAUCCGCAAACUCCAGUGUUAG